Messenger RNA from Fulvia fulva, 1851 nucleotides. RefSeq lists its product as uncharacterized. Bases 1 to 1851 code for a protein of 616 amino acids. Gene Ontology annotation, molecular function: magnesium ion binding; cobalt ion binding; magnesium ion transmembrane transporter activity. The record is from RefSeq and is a predicted model, not a curated record. Gene Ontology annotation, cellular component: membrane. Lineage: Eukaryota; Fungi; Ascomycota; Dothideomycetes; Mycosphaerellales; Mycosphaerellaceae. Gene Ontology annotation, biological process: metal ion transport; transmembrane transport. The transcript is spliced from 2 exons.
AUGACAACGACCCACGACGUCGCGAUGCGCGACUUUGGCUCGUCGGAACCGAAAUCACCCGUUCCACCAGAAUCGCCACAGGAACUCCGCCGCACGACGAGCAACGUGUCUACUGGGACAACAGGGACCCUUCGACACAGGAAGUUCUCCAGAUCAAAUACCGUGACAACUUACCAUGAAGCGCCGAUCGGGGAGAACUACGAACCUGGCGCGGAGCCUGGUGUCGAUACCAAUGCCGAGGAUGACCCGGAGCAUUUGACGAGGUUGAAAGCGAGGUGUGAGAUCAAUAUUAUCGACUUCUCGGAUGCCGGUGUGGAGCAUGUUAGGGCGGACAAUGAGAGUCUUGCAGGAGCGCUUCGUAAGCCACGCGUGGAAGAACUCCCUUGCCGCUGGAUUUCGGUCAAUGGACUCAGCUGGGACGUCAUCAAACAACUUGGAAGGAAAUACCACCUACACAGGCUAUCCGUGGAGGACUUGAUUCAUACAAAGACCCGCACAAAGGUCGAUUGGUAUGCAAACCACGCUUGUAUCAUCCUUACAUUACAAAAGCUGGUACGACUACAUCAGCACAACGGCCGGAACGACAAGAAUUGCAGCUGUAACAGCGAUUCGGAUAGUGAACAGAUCGAUGAGAAGCUUGACUUCAAUAGGCGGCGAAGGCCCAAGAGUAGAUGGAGCUACUUCACCGGCCAAAAGCAGCCUGAUGUGCUUCCUCGAUAUCUGGAUCGGGAUGGCGACGGGAAGAUCGACCAAUACGUGAAUGCACAUUCUGGAACGUCCGAGGAGACCCCUAUUAAACCAAUACGGACUCUGCAUCGAUACGAGAGCGCGAUGAUACCAGAGCACACCGCGUUCAUGGAAAAGCAUAGCGCACUUUCUCAGGAGAACUUCGCGGUCAGUGUUGAGCAAGUGGCCAUUUUCUUGUUGGCAGACAACUGCGUUAUCAGCUUUUUCGAGCACUCCGCUGAGGAUGUGGAGAGGCCUAUCUUGAAGCGGCUGAACAGCAAGGAAACGAUACUGCGGCGGAGUAACGACGCUUCCCUGCUGACUCAAGCAAUAAUCGAUGCUAUUGUGGAUCUGGCCCUACCGGUCAAGGAUGCCUACAACAAGGCCCGUAAGGAGCUGCAGAUUGAUGCUAUGACGAAACCAAACAUCCAAACCUCGCGUUCGCUGCAUAUUUUUGGCGAGGAGAUCGACAUGCUACAGAACCUAUUCAAGCCGAUCGUGCAUCUGGUUAAUUCGCUACGAGACCACCAUGCCGAAACACCGCCAUCGCCUCCGGCCGCCGGAACCCCUGGAGAGGCACCGGCGCCAACAUACCCACAAGCCAUCCCGGCCCCUUCCACGGCCUGCAAAGUCAAACGCGACCGCGAGGGUGCACCUAUCGCAACGAGACAAUUUUCCGAUUUUAGGAAGAUCGCCAUGAAGAGGACCGAUCCCACCAGCAAUGUGGUCAUCACUCCAUUGGCACACAUCUACUUUGGCGACGUCCUCGAUCACUGCAUUACCAUGAUCUCCGCCCUGGAGCAGAUGGACGCGAGUGCUAAUAACAUCUCGACGCUCAUUUUCAACACAGUCGGCGCGAAGACGAACAACUUCAUGAUGAUUCUGGCCAUCGUUACGGUAUUCUUCGCGCCGUUAACGUUCAUAUCAGGUUACUUUGGUAUGAACUUUGCUGGUGGCAAGGGGCUGGACCAUUCUUUCCACUUCUUCUGGUUUGUUGCCAUUCCUGCUUUGGUGGCAUUCAUGACGAUCGUCUUUGCGACAAUGCUGUGGGACAAUAUCCGGGACUUCUUGAUUCGAAGGGGAAUCAAAGCCCGUUGGCCAGGCUCGCAUAGGAGGCGAGGGUAG